AUGGACCCCCACAGCACCUCCCGCGAAAAGCUCCUGAUAACCGGCGCGACCGGCUACAUCGGCUUCAAAACCCUUCUCACAGCUCUCUUUCGCGGCUACAGACUACUUGCCCUGAUCCGAAGAGACAGCGACAUCUCUGACCUCCAAUCCAAAAGCGCUUCUAUCACUGAAUCCACUCGAUCAGGACAACUGAAGUUUGCCGUUGUCCCGGAUUUUCUAGCCGAAGAUGCCGUCUACAAUGUUCUGAGGGGAUCGGGGACGACGGUGAUUGUUCAUCUGGCGUCGCCGUUGGCUCUUCAGACAGAGGAUUAUGAAGAGGAUAUCAUCCUCCCUGCUGUUUCGAUGGUAACAGUGUUCCUUGAGGCUGCGGGAAGGGUGGAGAGUGUGAAGAGGGUUGUUGUCACUUCUUCUUGCGUGACCCUCAUCCCCUUCGAGUGGAACUUCAACCCAGACUCCGAGAGACUCUAUACCGCAACCGACCUAAACCCCACCCUAAACAUCACCCCAGCCUCUUCCAUGGAAGCCUACUGGAUCUCCAAAGCGCUUGCCCGAAAGGCCAGCCGUGACUUUGUUGAAACCCAUCGUCCUAGCUUUGACUACGUGAACCUCCUCCCCGGCGUGGUCAUCGGUCCCGAUGACCGUCUUACCCCAUCGCCCACGAACAGAAACGUGAAGAGCGAUGAUGUGGGUGUGCCGGUGCAUGUGAGUGAUGUCGCGAGGGCACAUAUCGAUGCUGUGGAUCGGCGGAGGAUUCCUGGGAAUCGGGAGUUUAUUCUUGUUUCGGAUGCUGAUGCUGUCGAGGGUGUGGACUGGGAGGAGGGUGCUAGGGAGGUUGUGCGGAAGUACUAUGGGAAGGAGCUUGAGGGUGGUUUGUUUCCGAUGGAAGGGAGGUUGGGGGCGAUUCGGUGGAGGGUUGAUACGAGGGAGACGGAGAAGGUGUUUGGGUGGCGGUUUGUGGGGUUCCAAGAGACUAUCAAGGCCCUUGUCGCGCAGUGGGUUGAGUUGAAGCGGUUGGAGAGGUCAGUGGAGGCUGGAUGCGAGUAG
Molecule: messenger RNA, 1044 nt
Organism: Aspergillus aculeatinus CBS 121060
Lineage: Eukaryota; Fungi; Ascomycota; Eurotiomycetes; Eurotiales; Aspergillaceae
Product: NAD(P)-binding protein
Exons: 6
Coding region: 1-1044 (347 amino acids)
Molecular function (GO): oxidoreductase activity, acting on the CH-OH group of donors, NAD or NADP as acceptor
Source: RefSeq, a predicted model, not a curated record